Molecule: messenger RNA, 1779 nt
Organism: Diaporthe batatas
Lineage: Eukaryota; Fungi; Ascomycota; Sordariomycetes; Diaporthales; Diaporthaceae
Exons: 3
Coding region: 1-1779 (592 amino acids)
Source: RefSeq, a predicted model, not a curated record
AUGGCUCCGUCCGCCACCACUCACCUCUCCUCCUUGGAGGGGCGAGCCCUCUCGGCGGACCAGAACGUCUUGAUGACGCACCUGGUCGUGUGGCUCCUCUCGCUGGUGUCGGGGAUCCUCCUGGGCCUGCGGUUAUUCACAAAGUGGCUGAGGGCACAGCAGCUGUGGUCAGACGACGGGUUCCUGAUAGCAUCAUGGGUCGUCAUCAUCUUCUACUCAGCAAUAGCAUCCCUCGAGCUCGCCCUGGGGGCAGGCCGCCGGCAGACCACGCCCCCGCCGCCAGGCCCGUCAGCCCUCCUCCUCCUGGACAACGUGGCGCGCAGCCUGGUCCUGACGGCGGCGGCGUGGAGCAAGACGUCGCUGGCCUGCACGCUGCUCCGGCUGCAGUCGCCACGCCUGGUCCGCGCGGCGCUGUACUCGUUGGUGGGCCUCGUGAACGUCGUCGUCGCGGGCGCCGCCAUCACGCACUGGCUGCGGUGCCGGCCGAUCGCCGCCGGCUGGGGCAGCGGCGAGGGCUCGUGCUGGGGCAUCGACGUGCAGAACAUUGUGGGCCUGAGCGCGCAGGCGUUCUCGGCGGCCAUGGACCUCGGGCUGGUGGUGGUCGUGUGGCAGGUUCUCUGGACCAAGGGGCUCAGCGUUGCCGAGAAGGCUGGUGUUGGGGCCCUGAUAGCUAUGGGCGUGCUGGCAAGCGCAACAUCCUCCGUGGCAGCAGCCCAGAUCUUCCAGCUCACCGACGCCAACUUCCAGCAGGCCAACCUCGACGUGCUCCUCUGGUCCUCGAUGGAGCCCAACAUCACCAUCAUGAUAGCCUCGAUCCCGACGCUGCGGCUGCUGCGGCCGUCGCGGUCCGGCAGCAGCAGGGGCCACCAGAAGCUCUUCUCGCGCGACGGCCGCGACAGGAUCCGCAUCGUGCGCACCGACGACAGCAGGGCGAGCCCCAUGACCGUCGGGGCGCCGCCGCCCAUCUUCAGGCAGCAGACGGCCGGCGCCGGCAGCAUCGCCACCGUGGCCACGACGGCUCCCCCGAGGCCGCCCCGCCCGACGUCCAACCAGUCCUUCUGGACCGACAGCUCGUCCAUCCUCAAGGGCGGCGGGGACAACGCCACGAACCCGGGCGGCAGCAGCAGGGGCCUGGCGCACGAGGCGUCCACCGACAACCUGAUACAGCAGUCGCCCGUGUACAGCCCCAACAGCCACGGGCCGUAUUCGCCUGGGGACAACAACAGCAACAACAGUAUCAACAAUAACACCACCAACGGCGGGCUUGGUGACACGCUCAAGCCCAGCACCAACGGCAAGAGGCUCACCCCGCUGGAGGAGGAGUCCAGCCAGAGGGGGUCCAACAUGUCCAACAACAUCAACACAUACAACAGCAACUUUGACAGCUACUACACCAACAACAACAAUAACAACAACCACCACCGGUCGAGCUCAAAGUACAGCACGGGCGCCUUCAUCGACACGUACGGGGCGCAGGCCCGCAACGUCGUCGAGGGCAUGGAGCUGAUCGUGCCGCUGAACCAACAGCAGCAGCAGAGGCAGCAGAAGCAGCAGCACUACCAGCAGCAGCAGCAGAACCAGCGGCCAUAUGCACCGCAGCAGUACUCACAGCAGUACCCCCAGCAGUACCAACAGCAGUACCAACAGCAGCAGUACGGAUAUCCGCAGAACCACGCGCGCCAGCAGUCACCACAGCACAGGCGGAAGCCCUCUGUGGCCGAGGCGCCAAGGUACAUGCAUCCCGUAACGGCGACGGGCGGAUACGGGGGCAUGCUGUGA